GCCGAGCCCUAUAGAGCUGGCUGCUCCCUUCCCCGCGUUGGCUCUCGGGUUGUGGUCGGCAGGAAGUGCGUCAGCAGCUGCCGGCGGGCAAGGAAGGUGCUUCCGGAGGCGGGAGGUCAUAGCGUGGAGCAGCGCACCGCUGCGCCUUGCCGUGGCAGUAGUAGAAGAGGCGUGGAGGAGGCGGCGGGGCGCCAGCGGGCUCAGUCUGUGCGCGCUGCCGGGGACGGCACCGGCCAGCUCCGCCAUGUCCUACUGCAGGCAAGAAGGAAAAGACAGAAUUAUAUUUGCGACCAAGGAGGACCAUGAGACACCAAGUAGUGCUGAACUGAUUGCAGAUGACCCAGAUGAUCCUUAUGAAGAACAAGGAUUGAUAUUGCCCAAUGGAGAUAUCAAUUGGAAUUGCCCAUGUCUGGGUGGAAUGGCUAGUGGUCCCUGUGGGGAACAGUUCAAGUCAGCCUUUUCUUGUUUCCACUAUAGCACAGAAGAAAUAAAGGGAUCGGACUGUGUGGACCAAUUCCGUGCCAUGCAGGAAUGCAUGCAAAAAUAUCCAGAUCUUUACCCUCAAGAGGAUGAAAAUGAAGAAAAAGAUAAGUCGAGCAAAGAUUUGGAAGCUGCUCCUAUGGAGGCUUCUUCUGCCAAAGAGGAGAAGGCGUCUAGCUAAUGAAGAUGGAAGGAGGCUUUUGUCUCCAUUUCUCAUUUUCAGAGACAUGGACUUUUGCAGUGUUUCUGUCUUCUGAGUCAUCAAAUAUUUCACCACUGUUCUGUACACUGUAUCAUAGUAAAUAAUUUAUUGCUGAAGGUGAAAUCUCAGUGCUACAGCCUUCCAAAUAAACACUGAAUGACUAUGUAUGUACUGCAUAACCUGCUCUCAGACACAACUAAUACUUCAACAGCUCUUUUUAUACCUUCAAAUUCUCCUUGAGUUUUGACUUGAAUAAUGUCUUGAAAUAUUUAGCUUUCAACUAAAAAUCCACUAGCACACCAUAUCUGUCUUCAUUUCAGUAUGUUCUGAUUAAUGUUUUUAAUGUAUUCUGUUCUAUUAAUAGAAAUUGCAUUAAGUGAUUUUUUUGCCAGAGCCAUAAAGGACAUUGAAAAUGGCCUAAAUUUGUAAAAUUAUUUCAAAUUAUGUUGUUAGAUCAUUUUUUAUUAGGUUUACCACUGGCAUUAGGUAAGGACUGACAGAAAAAUGUUGAAAUGGAUAUCUUCUUUGAUUUAACUUACUUAUUGUGAUGGCUUUUGCUUUCUAAAAAAUGUGUUGCACAACCAUUGAUAAAGAUAAAUGGAAAGAAUGUUGGGCACUGCCUUUGCUUUUGUUCUGCAACCACAAUUUUUGAGUUCCUUUAGCUAGUGUCUGCUUCUUCAGUGUAUAGACAGGCUCUUGUAAAAUACUUUCAGAACACAAUGAAAAUGUUACCUGGUGUAAUGACAAUAAAACAGAUACUGUGACUUAAGUGCAUAUUAAAAAGCAAAUACUUUUUACCUCCA
This is a messenger RNA of Colius striatus (speckled mousebird), 1485 nucleotides long. It is a transcript of the gene CHCHD4, whose product is annotated as coiled-coil-helix-coiled-coil-helix domain containing 4. The coding region runs from base 245 to 661 and encodes 138 amino acids. Lineage: Eukaryota; Metazoa; Chordata; Aves; Coliiformes; Coliidae. The transcript has 3 exons. Gene Ontology annotation, molecular function: protein-disulfide reductase activity. Gene Ontology annotation, cellular component: mitochondrial intermembrane space. The record is from RefSeq and is a predicted model, not a curated record. Gene Ontology annotation, biological process: protein import into mitochondrial intermembrane space.